This is a messenger RNA of Scomber scombrus (Atlantic mackerel), 2387 nucleotides long. RefSeq names its product calcineurin-like EF-hand protein 1 (gene chp1). Gene Ontology annotation, molecular function: calcium ion binding. NCBI's taxonomy places the organism in Eukaryota, Metazoa, Chordata, Actinopteri, Scombriformes, Scombridae. The coding region runs from base 269 to 856 and encodes 195 amino acids. The record is from RefSeq and is a predicted model, not a curated record. The transcript has 7 exons.
CUGACCCAGAGCCAUAACAUCAAAACACGACGGACUGGAGUAAGUCAUUAGUAGAAACCUAAAUCUGGAUACAUCUUUAGGAAGACAGAAAAAAACGACAAGUUGGAUUGAACACUAUUGCUGUAACACAGCUAAAAACGACCGAGGUUGUUUUGUUUUUGUUUUUUAGCUCGCUGAGUUAGCCUGUUUGCUAACGAGAUUCUUUCACAGCUGGUUUUGGUUGAUUGCUCAAUCUAGUCUAAAAAAAAAAGAAAAAAGAGGUUUCACCAUGGGUUCCCGGGCGUCCACGUUACUCCGAGAAGAGGAAAUAGAAGAAAUAAAGAAGGAGACUGGCUUCUCCCACAGUCAGAUCACCCGCCUGUACAGUCGCUUCACCAGUCUGGAUAAAGGAGAAAACGGCACCCUCAGUCGAGAAGAUUUCCAGAGGAUCCCGGAGUUGGCUAUCAAUCCUCUGGGAGACAGAAUCAUCAAUGCUUUCUUCCCUGAAGGGGAGGACCAAGUAAACUUCAGGGGUUUCAUGCGGACCUUGGCUCACUUCAGACCGAUCGAGGACAACGAGAAGAGCAAGAACUCAGCCGCCAGCGAGCCACUCAACAGCCGGACAAACAAGCUUCUAUUUGCUUUUCGUCUGUAUGACCUGGACAGGGAUGACAAAAUCUCACGGGAUGAGCUGCUCCAGGUCUUACGGAUGAUGGUUGGUGUAAACAUUUCAGAUGAACAGCUAGGCAGCAUUGCUGAUAGGACCAUCCAGGAGGCCGACACUAACGGAGAUAACUCCAUUUCCUUCAAUGAAUUCAUCAAGGUUUUGGAGAAGGUGGAUGUGGAACAGAAAAUGAGCAUCCGGUUCCUGCACUAAGUUAUUAUUAUUAUUAUCAUUAUUAUUAUUGUUUUUUUUAAGUAAAGCUUCAACAUUUCAGUUGAUGUCAGGACACAAUCCCAUCCAGCUUUCCAGCAGGCUGCUGUGGCCCACACCUCUAGUAAACACUCUCAGACCAAGCAUUAGGUAGAUGGUAUCGUAGAUCUUGCAUUUCUGCCUUUGCACCGCUCUGUAAACAAAGGGAAAAGUUGUGUGCCUUGGGUUGUUUUAUGCAAUGUUGCUAUGUAUUUCUUUUUCCCAGUAAUGGAACAUUAUUUAUUAGAAACCUUUUAGAGGGUCACAGUUCGUACCACUGCUGUCCCACUUUAACAUGAAAACUGAUUUUAUAGCACUGUACCAUAAAAGCUUUUUGCUAUUGCAGUGAGUAAGUUUAUCAUAAGUUUACUCGUGCUGUUCAAUGGAAUAUUUAGCAUGUGCGGCAUCCUUGUCCGUAGAAAUAUGCAACGGUUCAAAGCGAAACUUGUAACGUGUGACUCCACUUAAAAACAGGCAGUGUUUUUAAUGCUAACAGGAUCUUAUGACUCCUUCCCUAUGACUUGUGGCAGAGCAAGUCUGACCAGCCAGCUAUAAGUGUGUCCCUCGAAGCAAAGCAGGACCUGCUCCACUGAUACUUUAUGUUUAACUCACUGAAGUGCCAUGACUUUGGUUCCCACUUGUAAAUUAAUAUCUCAAUGGUUAACUGGAACCUAUGGCCAUGUUUGACUGUUUUGUUUUCUUGUGGCUUAAGCCAGCUACUGCCAAUAGAUUGUAAUAACCUGUUUCGAUUGUUGGACUUCCACCAAAGCGAUUUUGACUAUCCUUCAAAAGCCAGUCACCACCUGGGGCCUGUUGGAGCCACUGCUGAUUCAGCAUGUUAAUAAUGUGAUAUAUAAGAGAAUUAUUUUAAUUUACAACUAAUAAACGGUGGCAACACUUUGGAUAGUGGAUAGUGCGUCUUCCUUAGCGGCUGCUCUGAUAACAUAGUGCAUUUGUAAAAUUGCAUCACAAGGAUUUAGCUGCCACCGCGGCCUACUUGGCAAAAAACCCAUGAUUGAGACUUUAUAAAGCUCUGCCUAACAGUGUCAGGUCCUGUGGUGGAAAUCAGGCCUUGGACCAGUUAGUUUGCAGAUUUAGAAACAGGUAAACUAAGAUAACCUGCUAUGCUUCUCUUUGAAUGAUCAAUGUCACAGUGGCUAAAAAAAAAGUGUCUGUCUGUUUGAAACAUGUCUUGCAAUUUUCUUCCCCAUCGAGCUAAUCCCAGACACUAAACUUGAUUAAAUACAUUAAAAAUAUAUUUUCUGUACAGGCUCGUGUACAUGAACUGGAGUGUAGAUGUAUGAUCCAUUUUAAUCUUUAAUGUGAGUUUGUUAAAUCAUUAUGAGAACACCCUCCAGCGGCUCAGUGCAGGAAGUACAAUGUGACCAUUUUAUUAAUCAUUAUGUGAUUAUCAAUCAGAUGAUUCACAUGUUAUGUGAUGUCGGUCUUAUAGGUAUUAUUAAAGUGAUUCAUGAAUUUGAUUUGAAUAAAGUAA